AUGGCGCCAUCGCAACAUGAGGUCGAGAACUCACCACGUGGGAUCCGACGAUGGCUUCAAUCAAUAGUUGAUCGAUUAACAAAGGAUUGGAAGCCGGCACUGUGCCAGUCGUUAUUCACUGAAGCUGAACUCAUUGAAUUGUGCUAUCGGGCAAGAGAGACAUUUUGGAGUCAAAAAACUAUGAUUGAG
Messenger RNA from Ostertagia ostertagi, 189 nucleotides. NCBI's taxonomy places the organism in Eukaryota, Metazoa, Nematoda, Chromadorea, Rhabditida, Trichostrongylidae. The record is from the annotation of a GenBank genome assembly.